Athalia rosae (coleseed sawfly) is the source of this 562-nucleotide messenger RNA. It is a transcript of the gene Ufm1, whose product is annotated as ubiquitin-fold modifier 1. The transcript has 4 exons. Gene Ontology annotation, cellular component: cytoplasm; nucleus. Gene Ontology annotation, biological process: protein K69-linked ufmylation. The record is from RefSeq and is a predicted model, not a curated record. Bases 149 to 412 code for a protein of 87 amino acids. Lineage: Eukaryota; Metazoa; Arthropoda; Insecta; Hymenoptera; Athaliidae.
AUGAAUCCAAACCCGCGUACCGCGGACUGAUUUUUACCCGGGGCUGACGGUCUUCACAAAUACUCAGUCAGCGGGUUUAUUUGGCGUGCGAACUGCGAGGAUAAUUCACUUUCCUUUUAUAGUUUUAUCCCCUAAAACAUCAAUAGUCAUGACGUCCAAAGUAACCUUUAAAAUCACUCUAACUUCGGAUCCAAAGCUGCCUUUCAAAGUAUUAAGCGUACCAGACAAUACCCCAUUUACUGCAGUCCUAAAAUUUGCUGCUGAAGAAUUUAAGGUAGCACCUGCAACUUCUGCAAUUAUCACGGAUGAUGGGGUGGGAAUCAACCCACAGCAAACAGCGGGAAAUGUCUUUCUAAAACACGGCUCCGAAUUGAGACUUAUCCCAAGGGACAGAGUAGGCCAGUGCAGUUGACUUUGUUACGUUAUAAUCGGCGUUAAAAAAUUAAUUAAAAAAUAUUAUAAAUAAUAUAUCCAAACCGAUUAUACUCAUUUAAAGAUUGUAAUGUGUUAUUUUCCAUGAAAUUUCAAUAAUAAUGUUAUCAACAUUUUGCUAUACUUUAAA